AUGGUCGAGGAGAGUUGGAAGAGUGCUACCUCUACCAUCGCGAACUCCUCUGCAGAGGGAGGUGGCGGAGCAGAGAAGCGCUCAGCUAGCGACGGCACAGCGCCUGCCAUAGCGGCCUCCACUGGCGCCGCUCCACCGCCGGCUAAACGUGCCUGGCGCGACCAGCCUCACGUAGGCAAGUACAAACUAAUACGCACUCUCGGAAGCGGCAAUUUCGCUAAGGUCAAGCUCGCCCAGCACAUCACCACAAAAAAAGAGGUAUUCUCUCUGUUUCUUGUCAUCCUUAUCUCUCUAUCCCACGACUACGAUCUCUUUAAUGAGCAACAUCGUCCGAUUAGUACGUGCACAAACCACCUCCUACUAUUAAGGACCUAUCACAGGUUCCACUUUCACUUUUCGGUUCUCUGCGGUAAUGGUGGUUCUUGCGCCUCGCCUUCAACGUUAAACCUGAUUCUUGCUCGUUUUUCUCUUUUAGUAAAACUCUAUGAGGUGAUUGAGUCUGAUCGUCACGUCUAUCUGGUGAUGGAAUUCGCUGCCAACGGUGAACUUUUCGAAUACCUCGUGUCCAAUGGUCGGAUGCGCGAGAAGGAUGCUCGCAUCAAGUUCCGUCAAAUUGUCUCUGCAGUGCAGUACUGCCACCAAAAAAACAUCGUUCACCGCGAUCUCAAGGCGGAGAAUUUACUCCUGGACGCCGAUUAUAAUAUCAAGUUGGCCGACUUCGGCUUCUCCAACACGUUCCGCGCCGACAAGAAAUUGGAUACAUUCUGUGGAUCGCCGCCGUACGCGGCGCCCGAGUUGUUCCUUGGCAAGAAGUAUAUCGGCCCUGAGGUGGAUGUUUGGUCACUGGGUGUCAUACUCUACACUAUUGUUGCCGGUUACCUUCCCUUUGAUGCACAGAACUUGCGGGAUCUUCGUGAACGUGUUCUACGCGGCAAGUAUCGUAUCCCCUUUUUCAUGUCUACCGAUUGCGAAAUGCUGCUGAAGCGCAUGCUUGUGUUGAAUCCAGAGAAAAGGUAUUCCCUCCUGUCAGUCAUGGAGGACAAAUGGACAAAUAUAAACAUGGAAGACAAUAUUCUCCGGCCCUACCAAGAACCAGCGCCUGACUUUAAAGAUCCUGUUAGACUUUCCAAAAUGGUCGAGAUGGGUUUCACGCUAGAGGAGAUCAAGGACUCUCUGGAGAAUAAUAAGUUCAACAACGUGACGGCAACAUAUUUCCUCCUUGGAACGGAUCGCCCCUCCUCCUCAAGCUCAUCUCUCUCCCAUCAGUUAUCCUCUUCCGCUAGCAUUUCCAACCGACCCACCACAUCCAUAACUACCGAUGACGACUCUGUGUCCGUGCCUGAUCCCUCCAAGUCCGUUUCCACACCCAGGGGAUCUGCAGCCACAAGCACCACAGCUGCUGCUGCUGCUGCUGUUGCUAUUGGUGGCGGCUCUGCCUUGACCACCGGCGGAGAUUUAGACUUACCUCACAUGCUGGUCUCUUCAACGUCUAUGCGAAAAGGAUCCUCCUCCACACGUGCAAACGGGUCCGCUAACUCCACUACUCCAGCUGCGGAGUCUACCUCUGAUUCAAACUCGUCAGCCAACGGAAAGCAGAAGUCUGCCUGGUCACAAAAACGCGGAGAGACUGUUUCCGUUGAUUCUACGACUGUCAACAGUGGUGUAAGGAUUGACAAGCCAAAGGUGGCUACUCCAACAACACACUUUGACGCACCCAGGUCCUCCGAGGCCGCCAGGGACUCUCCUAUCAAUCGGUCGCCAUCAAAGCCGUCUGGCGGAAUUGGCAGUGGUGGUGGUGUUCGGAGAACGCGUACCUUCACGUCUGCCGAUAAACGGCGCAAUACAGUCGCUGUUGGAGGUCCCGGCGGUGCUGAAGGUGACUCGGAUGUCUCAAAGGCUCUUGUUCGUGUCCCAAAUAUGGAUAACAUUGUCGAUCAAGUUGGCGAUGAGUCAGGAGGAGAGCGGGACACGUCGGACAGAGAGCUGGAUGUCGACGGCUUGGGCGUUCACUCCUCGGCUAGUGGACGCUGUGUUGCUGGUGGUUCGGGCGAUCUCCGGGUGGGAAAGAAUCUAACCCAAGCCACCACUCUACCCAGUCCUACCUCCACUCGUGCUCGCGCGGACGAUAGCGACUCCACCACUCUUAAACACCAGGACUCCUUAUCCACGGCUGAGACCGUCUAUGAAGUCACCAGCCUGGGUGAAAUUCGUGGAGGCGGAGGGGCGUUCUUUUGUGGCUUCUGGAAGCGGGUUAGAAGGAGCAUGUCACGGAAACAACAGCGCAAUAAAUCACGUCCAGCAAUCCGUUUUGAAGCGGCAGACGAGGUGCUUUCCGCGGAUCACCCUUCACACGCGGUUGAUAAAGCCGAACCCAAUACAGUACCAACCUUCAUGCGAGGCGCUCCAGACCGUAGUACUGCUCCAGCAGCUCGCGUCGUCCACCACGCCACUAACACUCCAGUGGAGCACUCUCAGCGAUUUAGGCCUCCUGUCACCUCAUCACCUCCACCACACUCCUCCCAUCAGCAUCGACCAGUGGAAGUGGGAGCAGAAUCGCCGGUGCGGGUGACAACAAAACCCACUGAGUACCACCAUCACUCUUCAUCGUUCCUCCGCAGUGUAUCCUCGAGGCUGAGCAAAAGUUUUCGACGCAAGAGGGACCGCUCACACUCCAGGACAACACCAACACGAGGGAUUUCCAGGCAGGCGACGGAGGAACGGGAGGAGGCAGGCAAGCAAGACACUAAUUUGGUGACUACUGAUUCACCUAUUCCUGCGCACCACCGCGCCUUCUCCUCUGAGCGGAAACAUGCCGUUGUUACCACUGAUGACCCUUGGAGUCCAAUGCUGCCCGAAAAGGGUCAUUCUGAAGGCGAGGCAUUGUUAACUAACAUUAGCAACAGCUUGGAGCCACUAUUGCCAGCCUGUUUCGAUAAGAAACCGCGUAAUAUCUCCGUCUUCUCGGGCACAUGGCGAAAGGCUUCUUCCUCCACCACAGCUACUACCAUCUUCGGUUCCAACCCUGAUCGGUUAAUGGGUCAGCUUAUCAGCGCUCUCAACACCGCCCGCAUUCACUUUGCCCGACCUGGCAAAUACCGCCUGCAAUUCGUCUUCUCGCCACCACCACUUCUUCCCUCCACUAAUACCAGUGUUGUCUCCCCUACCGCGGCCUCGCCGAUAGCAGAUUUCGCGUCGAAGGUGCGCCAUCGGGUGCGAGUGGUGGUGGAGGUAUGCCACGUAUUUGGCACAAACUCUUAUGUGGCACGAUUUAAACAUCUCUCUCCCUCUAACUGUCCUGCGGCCGCCACCGAGGACUUCAAGACGGUCACCCAGAGCCUCGUCCGCUUGGUCCGAACCUCCAUAUCCACACCCUCCUCCGCUGCCGCAGCCUCCUCCUCGUAG
Molecule: messenger RNA, 3402 nt
Organism: Hydatigera taeniaeformis
Lineage: Eukaryota; Metazoa; Platyhelminthes; Cestoda; Cyclophyllidea; Taeniidae
Source: the annotation of a GenBank genome assembly